This is a messenger RNA of Anopheles maculipalpis, 1231 nucleotides long. It is a transcript of the gene Gpdh1, whose product is annotated as glycerol-3-phosphate dehydrogenase [NAD(+)], cytoplasmic. Gene Ontology annotation, biological process: glycerol-3-phosphate catabolic process; carbohydrate metabolic process. The record is from RefSeq and is a predicted model, not a curated record. Gene Ontology annotation, molecular function: protein homodimerization activity; NAD binding; glycerol-3-phosphate dehydrogenase [NAD(P)+] activity. NCBI's taxonomy places the organism in Eukaryota, Metazoa, Arthropoda, Insecta, Diptera, Culicidae. The transcript has 6 exons. Bases 80 to 1150 code for a protein of 356 amino acids. Gene Ontology annotation, cellular component: cytosol; glycerol-3-phosphate dehydrogenase (FAD) complex.
GUGGUGUGGUCCAUUCUUUCGCUGCUGAUCCUACGCUAUCGUCGAGUGUGUUUUCCGCGCGUACAGUACAGUAGAUAUCAUGGCUGAUAAGGUUCGUGUCUGCAUCGUCGGCUCCGGAAACUGGGGAUCGGCCAUUGCCAAGAUUGUGGGCGUCAAUGCCAAGCGACUGUCCACGUUCGAGGACCGUGUCACGAUGUACGUGUACGAGGAGAUGAUCGACGGCAAGAAGCUAACGGAAAUCAUCAACACGACGCACGAGAACGUCAAGUACCUGCCUGGACACAAGCUGCCCGAGAAUGUCGUCGCUGUUCCGGAUGUCGUGGAGGCAGCGAAAGAUGCCGACAUUCUCAUCUUUGUCGUGCCGCAUCAGUUCAUCCGUGGACUGGGCACGCAGCUGCUCGGCAAGAUCAAGCCCACGGCCGUCGGCCUGUCCCUAAUCAAGGGCUUCGACGUUGCCGAGGGCGGUGGCAUGGAGCUGAUCUCGCACCUGAUCACGAAGCAUCUGAAGAUUCCGUGCUCGGUGCUGAUGGGCGCCAAUCUGGCCGGUGAGGUAGCGGAAGAAAAGUUCUGCGAGACGACCAUCGGUUGUCGGGAUAUGAAGAUUGCGCAGACGCUGCGUGAUCUCUUCCAGACGCCCAACUUCCGUGUAGUCGUGGUGGACGAUGUCGAUGCGGUGGAAAUUUGCGGCGCGCUUAAAAACAUUGUGGCUUGUGGUGCAGGAUUUGUUGACGGUAUGGGAUCCGGUGAUAACACGAAGGCGGCCGUUAUUCGGUUAGGUCUGAUGGAGAUGAUCAAAUUUGUGGAUGUGUUCUACCCGGGCAGCAAACUGUCGACGUUCUUCGAGAGCUGUGGUGUCGCUGAUCUCAUCACUACAUGUUACGGUGGCCGUAAUCGCAAAGUGUCGGAAGCGUUCGUGAAGACGGGCAAAACGAUCAAGCAGCUGGAGGAUGAGAUGCUCAAUGGACAGAAGCUGCAGGGCCCGAUCACUGCCGAGGAGGUUAACUUUAUGCUGAAGAGUAAAGGGAUGGAGGAUAAAUUCCCGCUGUUUACCGCCAUCCAUAAAAUCUGUACUGGUCAGGUUAAGCCGCAAGGAUUCCUGGACUGUCUGCGCAACCAUCCGGAGCACAUGAUACCAUCGGCAAAGCUCUAGAGAAAAAAAGCACGUUGUUAUUCACACAAUAAAGUUGCCAUUUCUCUAUCUUUGCAAUAAGAAUAACACAAUCACACACAU